Messenger RNA from Diutina rugosa, 1101 nucleotides. RefSeq lists its product as uncharacterized. The record is from RefSeq and is a predicted model, not a curated record. The transcript has a single exon. NCBI's taxonomy places the organism in Eukaryota, Fungi, Ascomycota, Pichiomycetes, Serinales, Debaryomycetaceae. Gene Ontology annotation, molecular function: zinc ion binding; oxidoreductase activity. Bases 1 to 1101 code for a protein of 366 amino acids.
AUGUCUUCGACCAUGAAAGCAGUCGUGUUCCACGGCCCUGGCGACGUCAGAGUCGAAGAUCGUCCUGUUCCCACGCUUAAAGAUGCCACUGACGUCAUCGUCAAAGUGGAAUUGUCCGGUCUUUGUGGCACUGAUUUACACUCGUACCGCGGCCACAUUGCCGGUCCCAAAGACACGAUUAUCGGCCACGAAUUCACUGGCAAGAUCGUUAAAGCCGGUGACAACGUCGAGAAGUUCAAAGUGGGUGAUUCCGUGAUUGCAGUGUUCACUGUCCAGUGCGGUAAGUGCUACUAUUGUCGCCAUGGAUACCUGGGCAAUUGUGUUGAAACCAACACCUUUGGCAAGAUAGGUCUUGACGGAGGCCAAGCUGAGUAUGUCCGUGUGCCCCACGCUGACUACACUUUGAUUAAAAAGCCUGAUUCGCCAGGGGACGACUCGGUGUAUGUGUUGAUGGCCGAUAUCUUUAUCACUGGCUACUAUGGGGUAAAGAAGAUUAUCGACUACCUCAACAUUAGUCCUGCUGCUGGUGCUGAAGCUGUAAGCAUUAAGGAUGCUCACAUUCUUCAAUUGGGGUGUGGUCCAGUGGGACUUUGUGGGCUUAGAGUGCUUAAGUACUUUGGCUUUACCAAUGUGGUAUGUGUGGAUAGUGUCCCUGAACGGUUAGCCGAAGCCAAAAGACUUGGUGCCUCGAAAGUGGUGAACUUUGAAACCGAAUCGGAAGCGUCAGCGGCGUAUGUCGCCAACGAUCUUGAAGGUAUUGGCUUCGACGCGGUAUUGGAAGUGGUGGGAGCACCGCUGGCUCUCAGAACUGCCUACGACAGUGUCCGUCGUAACGGCUACAUCUCGCUGAUUGGCAUGGCCCACGGACCGUUACCGUUUGAAGGUCUCGAAUGUUACGUGAAAAACAUCAACAUCUCGUUUGGUCGGUGCCAUGCGGCCAGUUUGUUUGCCGAAGCCCUCGAGAUUUUUGAGAAGCUUAAGCCUGAUUUCGCUGACUUUGUUGACUAUAAGGUGAAGGGUCUUGAUGGUGCUGCUGAAGCAUUCGAUAAGUUUGAUAAGCACCAAAUCCAGAAAUGUGUGUUCGAUUUGACUGGUAACUAA